Molecule: messenger RNA, 3948 nt
Organism: Galeopterus variegatus (Sunda flying lemur)
Lineage: Eukaryota; Metazoa; Chordata; Mammalia; Dermoptera; Cynocephalidae
Gene: PHC2
Product: polyhomeotic homolog 2 (Drosophila)
Exons: 14
Coding region: 57-2642 (861 amino acids)
Cellular component (GO): nucleus; PRC1 complex
Molecular function (GO): zinc ion binding; protein binding
Source: RefSeq, a predicted model, not a curated record
AGCAUCAGCCUGCUCUUCUGCCAUCUGAGCGCCCUGACAGUGCCAUUCUAUAGGCCAUGGAGAAUGAGCUGCCAGUCCCACAUACAUCCAGCAGCACCAGUGUCACAAGCAGUACCAGCGGGGCCAGUAGCAGCGCUGGCUGUAACAAUAGCAGCAGUGGUGGAAGUGGCCGCCCCACUGGGCCCCAGAUUUCUGUGUACAGUGGUAUUCCUGAUCGGCAGACUGUGCAGGUGAUCCAGCAGGCCCUGCACCGGCAGCCCAGCACCGCAGCUCAGUAUCUGCAGCAGAUGUACGCCGCGCAGCAGCAGCACCUCAUGCUGCAGACGGCAGCCCUUCAGCAGCAGCACCUCAGCAGCGCCCAGCUCCAGAGCCUGGCGGCCGUGCAGCAGGCAAGCCUGGUGGCCAACAGACAAGGGAGCACUUCAGGCAGCAGUGUGUCUGCACAGGCUCCAGCCCAGUCAUCUUCGAUCAAUCUGGCAGCCUCCCCAGCAGCAGCCCAGCUCAUCAACAGGGCUCAGAGUGUCAACUCAGCAACAGCCUCUGGGAUUGCCCAGCAGGCUGUGCUCCUGGGCAACACAUCUUCUCCAGCCCUGACUGCGAGCCAAGCACAGAUGUAUCUAAGGGCACAGAUGCUCAUCUUCACGCCCACGGCCACCGUCGCUACUGUGCAGCCUGAGCUCGGCACUGGCUCCCCCGCCCGGCCCCCCACCCCUGCCCAGGUACAGAACUUGACCCUCCGAACACAGCAGACACCAGCUGCAGCAGCCUCGGGCCCUACCCCCACUCAGCCUGUCCUGCCCAGCUUGGCCCUGAAACCCACGCCUGGUGGUAGCCAGCCUCUGCCUACCCCAUCACAGGGCAGAAAUACUGCUCAGGGUUCCCCUGCAGGUGCCAAGCCUGGCAUAACUGACAGUGUGAUGGAGCCACUCAAGAAAGGAGAUGGCAACACCAGUGUGCCAGGGAGCAUGGAGGGCCGGGCUGGGCUCAGCCGGACGGUUCCUGCUGUGGCUGCCCACCCCCUCAUUGCACCAGCUUAUGCUCAACUACAGCCACACCAGCUCCUCCCACAGCCAUCAUCAAAGCACCUGCAGCACCAAUUUGUGAUCCAACAGCAACAGCAACAACCGCAGCAGCAGCAGCAGCAGCAGACCCAGCAAGCACAGCCUGUGCUCCAAGCCCAGUCUCAGCCCCAGUUUGCCUCAGUCCCUUCGAGCUUGGCCCUACAGCCCAGCUCAGAAGCCCAUGCCAUGCCACUAGGCCCAGUGACACACACCCUGCCACUCCAGUGCCCCACUGCCAGUCUGCAUAAGCCUGGCAGCAGUCAGCAAUGUCACCCUCCCACUCCAGACUCUGGACCUCAGAAUGGACAUCCUGAGGGGGUGUCCCACACCCCUCAACGCAGGUUCCAGCACACCUCAGCUGUCAUCUUACAACUCCAGCCUGCUUCGCCAGUGCCCCAGCAGUGUGCCCCAGAUGACUGGAAAGAAGUGGUACCUGGGGAGAAGAAUGUGCCUGUGACUCAGUCUGGCCCAUCACCACAUCAGCAAGCCAUUGUCACUGCCAUGCCUGGUGGCCUACCGGUACCCAAGAGCCCUAAGAUCCAGCAGUCCCCAGCUCACGAGACAGGGCAGGGCAUUGUUCAUGCACUGACCGACCUCAGCAGCCCCGGCAUGACCUCAGGGAACGGAAACUCUGCCUCCAGCAUCGCCGGCACUGCCCCCCAGAAUGGUGAGAAUAAACCACCACAGGCCAUUGUGAAACCCCAAAUCCUGACGCAUGUUAUCGAAGGGUUUGUGAUCCAGGAGGGGGCGGAGCCUUUCCCGGUGGGACGCUCGUCCCUGCUAGUGGGGAAUCUCAAGAAGAAGUAUGCACAGGGGUUCUUGCCUGAGAAACUUCCACAGCAGGAUCAUACCACCACCACUGACUCAGAGAUGGAGGAGCCCUAUCUGCAAGAGUCCAAAGAGGAGGGUACUCCCCUCAAACUCAAAUGUGAGCUCUGUGGCCGGGUGGACUUUGCCUACAAGUUCAAGCGUUCCAAGCGCUUCUGUUCCAUGGCUUGUGCAAAGAGGUACAAUGUCGGAUGCACCAAACGAGUGGGACUUUUCCACUCGGACCGGAGCAAGCUGCAGAAGGCAGGGUCCACGACCCACAACCGCCGUCGUGCCAGCAAAGCCAGUCUGCCAGCACUUACCAAGGACACCAAGAAGCAGCCAACAGGCACUGUACCCCUUUCAGUUACUGCUGCAUUGCAGCUGACACACAGCCAGGAAGACUCCAGCCGUUGCUCAGAUAACUCAAGCUAUGAGGAACCCUUGUCACCCAUCUCAGCCAGCUCAUCCACCUCCCGCCGGCGACAAGGCCAGCGGGACUUGGAGCUCCCUGACAUGCACAUGCGGGACCUGGUGGGCAUGGGACACCACUUCCUGCCAAGUGAGCCCACCAAAUGGAACGUAGAAGAUGUUUAUGAAUUCAUCCGCUCUCUGCCAGGCUGCCAGGAGAUAGCAGAGGAAUUCCGUGCCCAGGAAAUCGAUGGGCAAGCUCUGCUGCUGCUCAAGGAGGACCACCUGAUGAGUGCCAUGAACAUCAAGCUGGGGCCCGCUCUGAAGAUCUAUGCUCGCAUCAGCAUGCUCAAGGACUCCUAGGGCUGGCUGGGGAAGCCAAGGUUCUGGCCCAGGGCUCCUCCUCCCAACUGAGCAGAGCCAGACAGACAUUCCUGAGGGGCCCAGAAAUGGGGCCAGUCGGAGAGAAGGGGCUCUUCCUAGGGGCAUGGCUGGCGAGGAGGUCUGGGCACCUCCUCAAUGGCUCUCAGGGGCCUUUCAUUUCUGUGGGAGGGGCAGAGAGGUAGGUGGCACAGAAGAUGGGGCUUUAUGCUUGUAAAUAUUGAUAGCACUGGCUUCCUCCAAAGUCCCAAUACUUUAGCCCCAAUCUCUUCCCCUCUCUCUGUCCCCCCAUUUUCCAGGGGGAUAUGGUCAGGGCUCCCCAACCUGAGUUGGGUUACUUCCAAGGGCAGCCAGCAGGCCUGGAUAGAGGCCUUGUAAGCCCUUGCCUUCCUUCCUCCCAUUUCUUUCUCCAGGCCUGGUUAACUCUUCCGUUGCCAGCUUCUCCCCCUUCAUUCUAUUUCUGCAGCAGCUGGGGGUUCUCCCCGCUACACUUUCUGCAGGUGGAGAGAGAGAAGCUGGGCCCAGUUUGGCCAUGCCUGCUGGCACAGACGCCUUAACGCUGUGUGUAUGACUGUAUGACUGUGUGGGAGCCUGGACUGACAGAUAGGCCAAGAGCCACCCUCUGGCAUUUCCAGGUGUUUUGUAGCAAACAGCCACUUAGUGCUUUGUCCUGGACUCCACUCAGCCUCAGGAUGGGGAAUAGAGAAGAAGGGCAGCUUCAGUACAGAGAGGCAAGAUCAGAAAGAGAUGAAGAUAGGAGAUUUUCCUUUCCAGACUUGUCGAGAUGUCUCUGACACCCCCUUCCCACACUGUGAAGUUCCCCUGACUGCCCCGCUAUCUCACAAACAGCACUAAGGAAGCUCCGGUGGGCUGGGCCACAUAGCCCAGAGAGUUGAGCCGGGUUGGGCUUCCUGGUCUGCCUGCCCGCCUGCUCACUGUGGGAGCCCUAGUGCUGGGGGCCCGGAGAUCUUCUAAGGGGAGAGAACAGCUGAAGUUACUGUUGUGUGAAGAAGACAGCCUUUGACUUCCCACUCCCAUACUUUUUUGCCUAUAAAACUUCCUAGCAGCAAUUUGAGCUACCUGAGGAGGAGGCAGGGCAGAAAGGGCGAGGGCCUGCCUCUGACUUGCCCUGUCCUUUGCAGACUCCUGGGGGUAUCCCUUGCAGGAAGGGGAUGGGCAGCUUUCUCAGCUUGUUCUAUUCCCUACCCACACCCCCAGGCAGGGUUGGAAAUGAAGGACUUUUUUUAACCUUUUUUUGUUUUUUAAAAAUAAAUCUGUAAAAUCUGUC